AUGAAAUGGCGCCUUCAGGAAGGAGACGGGGAAGCAAUAUAUGAGAUUGGUGUUGAAGACAAUGGCAUGUUUGUUGGUCUUACAAGAGAAGAGCUGGAUUCAUCUCUUAACACACUUAAUGUCAUGGCAUCCAAGCUCGGUGCUCAUACCACCUUGCUUCGACGUCAUGUAGUGGAAAGCACGGGCACUAGCCUUGCAAGGGAAGUAGCUGAGGUCUUUGUUCGGCGAGUGCCAGAUGAUCAGAAGGUAUGCUCAGCAUGUAAAGCAAGUAGCAGGGCUGAAAAUAACGGUUGGUCAACAGACAAUGUCCAGCCUGAUCGCGGACUUGACCGGUCAAACUCCGGUCUUGCUGGUCAUUUUUGGAUACAAACAUUUUAUUUUCCAUAAAGUUGUCGCUUAAUGCUCUAUAACGCUGCAAUGAUUUCUUUUUGCUUUGGCGUUUUUUGCUGCUUUGCACUAAACCCUUCUAAGAAAAAGAACACCACAGUAAAUUAAUUUCAUGUCAUCAUAUCGUAAUGAAACGCAACAAAGUCAAUAACAAACUGAGUUGAAAAGUAACGCAACAUGGCAAGUCGUACUGUACUUUCUGCUUUGCUGUAAUCAGUAAUGUGACCUUCUUUGGGAAUUCGAAGGAAUUUAGGUAAAUCGAUCGCAAUUCUCAACAGGUUUUCCUCUGUUUCUCCAGGAAUAAAUGUUAGCGCACAAUUAAUAAAUUAUUAUUUCUUUUAUGUCAAACGUGAAUCUCAUUUGCAGACUUGAUUCCGGAAUGGUCUGAUAAACAUUUAAGCUAAUCAAGAGGGAAGGUCGUCGUCUAUCUCGGCGCUAGAUUCUCGUUCUUGUAAACAACUUUAUGCAAAUUUCUGUUGACAUUUGAGCCCUUCGCAAUAAAAUGUUGCGCGAUGACCCAAAUUUAUUUAUUGACUUCUGAUGAUAAACACGCUGUUUGUGGAACAAACUUCUCGCCAAUGCAAAUCAACUUCUUUGCCAAAAAUAUUAGCGACAAUUCUUUGAGAAGGUGACUUUCGAUCACGUGCCAGGCAAGGAAAAAGAUCAAGUUCCACCGAUGUUCAUUUCGGAACAUCAACGUAAAACAAGCGUACAUGCAGAUUUUAUAAAAUAACCCAAUUUUUUUUUUCGUAAUUUCUUAAGUUUGCUGAAUUGUAUGUGUAUUACGUUUCCUGAACCUUGGGAGUUUGAAAAGGAUUUACGCUUCACUUUUUACCUCUAGAGACUUCAGACACCGCCGUGCAAUGAUACUCAAGGUAGAACGUAACAUUAAAACGCGCGAAAACCGCGGAAAGGAACUCUACAACGUGCAAAUGCAUUUUUCACCAACUUGCUGUCAAAAAUGUGGACGUCAAUCAGGGUGCAAAGAAAAUCUUUUUUACACUUUGCAAUUCACACAAGCUGAAGUUAGCAUUUACCAGCCCAGACAUCAUUUCAACUAGCCCCAAAAGCUUUUUGACAAGCAGAAUUUAUUUCACAGUUCUUCUGUUAUUCAAAUUCCUCAAAAAACAUCACUUGCCCGUCGGGCAAGUUAAGAACAGAAUUCACUAACCCAAUAGCAAAAUCCACUAGCCCUGGGCUAUCGGACACUUCUUUCUUUACACACUGGUCAAUGUAUUAAUAACGAUUUAUUGCCAGCAUAACUGGAUAUUCCUUAGGCAAAAAAAAUUGUUAGUAUUCAUUAUUUAACCGGCCAGACUCGGGGUUUGUCCAGGCUAAAAAAUAUUUGGCUGGUCAUCAUGACCGGCAACCUGCUGUCCGUUAUUUUCAGCUCUGAGUAGUGCCUGAUAGCCUGGGGCUAGUGGAUUUUGCUGUUGGGCUUAUUGAAGGUUUUUCGGUAAUUCAAAUUAUGGAAGAACUGUAAUCAUUCCUUCUCAUCAAAAAAUUUUUUUGGCCAGUUGAAUCAACUUUUAGGCUAGUACAUGCUAGCUACAGCUUGCACAAAUGGCAAGCUGUGAAACUUACUUUCUUUGCACCCUGUAUGCAAUAUUUUGUUGCAAAUGAAUACUGAUUCAUUGAAAGACAGGAUCUAUUGAAAUAGAAUAUUGUCGUUACCUGUGCUUUUUUAGCCUGGUUUCCAUGUAGUUGUCUGGAUUGUAUUGGCUGCCACCAUUUAUGAGGGACAGUUGGGAUGAUCAAGACAUUCCAGACGAUUACCGGUACAUCAAACCCAGCUUAUAAAUCAGUGCUGAAAAGUGGGAGGAUUUAGAAAAUUUUUGCCUUUUGCAGUAAUUUUUUAUUGCAUAAAAACAUUGAUUCUGUACAGUUGAUUGCAAAAAAAAUUUAUGUAACAUCAAAACUCCUAUUACUUUGUCUUUGUUCACUUUUCAGUCUGUUUCAAAGAUCUUAGUAAUUUUUGUAGAUUUCAGUGGUUUGAUGCUCUUUUUGUAGUUUAUUGACAUACGACUGGCGGUGUUGGGAAACGUUGAUGCUGGGAAAAGUACCCUGCUGGGUGUCUUAACACAUGAUGAGUUAGACAAUGGCCGUGGACGGGCAAGGUUGAACCUUUUUCGACACCUUCAUGAGAUUCAAAGUGGGAGAACGUCAAGUAUUAGUCAUGAAAUACUGGGAUUCAAUAGUAAAGGAGAGGUACAAUAAAAUACUGUAGUACUUAACUUUCCCAAACUCCUUGUAUGAGAAGGGGCCCAAUCAUUUGCCUGGACAAACUUUCAGGUUGCCAGGCAUUUUGACGGACUUGCAAGUAGGCGGCCAGAAAAAAAUACUUCAAACCAUUGUGUUUCAAGAGGACAAGCAUCUAUUUUCAGUUUAUGUGUUUGCUCUUUAGGCUAAUACAUUCAAGUUAUUAUAGUGUUAUUUUUAACAUUUUGAACAGGCAGAAGAGAGACAAGACCAAGCUAAAAUUUCUUUGGACAGUCAACAUGACUGGCCGCAGUCCCAAAUUUAUUUUAAUUGAGCCCUAGUUACAAAUCUUAACUUCCGUAUUGAUUUUUACCUGAAUUUUUGAAAAAAGUAUUAAAUAAUGAGAAUUUACACCCUUUUUUGUAUUUACCUAGGUUAUAAACUACAGUGAAUCGCGCACUGCAGAAGACAUUUGUGAGCAGUCGUCCAAACUCAUUACAUUUAUAGACCUUGCUGGACAUCACAAAUAUUUAAGAACAACAAUAUUUGGUCUGACGGGUCAUUCCCCAGAUUUUGCUAUGCUGGUCAUUGCUGGAAACGCUGGUGUAGGUGCGUUUUAACCCAGCAUUUUGCUCAAAUAUAAGCUUACAGCAGAGUUACUGUUUAGUAUUGUACUUAACAUUUAUAGUGUGUGAAGUCACUUUGUUGCACAUUCCCGGUAGCUGGUGUCUCCCCCUGUCUUGAUGAAUAGUUGGUUGCAUGAUUUUGUCACAUGUAGAUUAUCACAUUUAUUCCUCUCCUAUGUCAGUCUGGUUCCCUGUCUGGAAAUCAUUCAUUUUUGGACAGGAACUGGUGACCCCAGUACUUCCAAAAAAGAAGUUUUACAAGUUCUGUUGCAAGCUUUAAUUUGUGCAGUUUUCUAAUAAUAAGAAAAUUAAAAAAUAUAUAUUUAAAUUCUUUUAAAUCUCCCAUAAAUUAUCAAUAAUCACAGAUGCAUAGAUACAUUUAAGUACAGUAUGUGUGCAAAAAAAAGUUUUUUUAAAAGUUAAUUUAACUUUUUGUCUUAAUUGAUAAUUUUAAAAUGAUUCUCUUACUACACUGUGCAAUCAACUAUUAUUAUGUUUCCUUGCAGUUAUUAAUAUUUUGCAAUGUUGAAAAUUAUGUUUAGUUGGAACUACAAAAGAACAUCUGGGUUUAGCCAUGGCCCUCAAGGUUCCUACCUUAGUGAUCGUAAACAAAACUGACAUCUGUUUACCAACAAUGGUGGGACACACCCUAAAAGUUCUUGAUCGACUUUUAAAAUCUCCUGGCUGUAAAAAAGUACCCGUUGUUGUUGAAACUGAAGAUGAUGUUAUAGUUGCUGCAACAAACUUCAUUUCAAAUCAGUAAGUUACUUUACUUAACGGCUGUAUAAUUCCAGGAACAUUUACCUAUUUAAUCAUUAGCAAGUGGUCCCUGAUGUUGUGCUACGCACAUAAAUUAUAAAAAUGUUCCACCAGAAAAUUUUGAAAUUUUGAAGCAGUGAUGAGCUAUAACACUUGAGUUUUCAACCAAAAUACAGUACAUUUCAGUUUUUCACUAUGAUACCCAAUGUAGCUUGGUUGUUGUUGCAGAAAGUAUUGUUGGUAAGCCGUUGUGCUUAGCAGUAGUAUUUGUUCAUUCCCUUCUCAAUACUCUUGUACAUUGGUUAUUCAAUUAUUGCACCAUACAUAACCCCAAAAGUGCUAUGACCUUAUAUUGCCUGUGAAAAAGGUUGUACUACAAGUAAUAAGUCAAUGUAUAUAUUCUUUUCUUUAGGGUGACACCAGUUUUUACGGUCUCUUGUGUAACUGGCGAGAAUCUUAAUCUCAUAAAAAAGUUUCUGAAUCUUGUACCUCCAGCGCGAUCAGCCAUGGAUCAGGAGAAACUUGCACAGGAAUUAACAGAGUAUCAGGUGAGUUUCUCUCUAAUCGUUUUGUAAAGACAAUGGCAUGUUUGUUGGUCUUACAAGAGAAGAGCUGGAUUCAUCUCUUAACACACUUAAUGUCAUGGCAUCCAAGCUCGGUGCUCAUACCACCUUGCUUCGACGUCAUGUAGUGGAAAGCACGGGCACUAGCCUUGCAAGGGAAGUAGCUGAGGUCUUUGUUCGGCGAGUGCCAGAUGAUCAGAAGGUAUGCUCAGCAUGUAAAGCAAGUAGCAGGGCUGAAAAUAACGGUUGGUCAACAGACAAUGUCCAGCCUGAUCGCGGACUUGACCGGUCAAACUCCGGUCUUGCUGGUCAUUUUUGGAUACAAACAUUUUAUUUUCCAUAAAGUUGUCGCUUAAUGCUCUAUAACGCUGCAAUGAUUUCUUUUUGCUUUGGCGUUUUUUGCUGCUUUGCACUAAACCCUUCUAAGAAAAAGAACACCACAGUAAAUUAAUUUCAUGUCAUCAUAUCGUAAUGAAACGCAACAAAGUCAAUAACAAACUGAGUUGAAAAGUAACGCAACAUGGCAAGUCGUACUGUACUUUCUGCUUUGCUGUAAUCAGUAAUGUGACCUUCUUUGGGAAUUCGAAGGAAUUUAGGUAAAUCGAUCGCAAUUCUCAACAGGUUUUCCUCUGUUUCUCCAGGAAUAAAUGUUAGCGCACAAUUAAUAAAUUAUUAUUUCUUUUAUGUCAAACGUGAAUCUCAUUUGCAGACUUGAUUCCGGAAUGGUCUGAUAAACAUUUAAGCUAAUCAAGAGGGAAGGUCGUCGUCUAUCUCGGCGCUAGAUUCUCGUUCUUGUAAACAACUUUAUGCAAAUUUCUGUUGACAUUUGAGCCCUUCGCAAUAAAAUGUUGCGCGAUGACCCAAAUUUAUUUAUUGACUUCUUAUGAUAAACACGCUGUUUGUGGAACAAACUUCUCGCCAAUGCAAAUCAACUUCUUUGCCAAAAAUAUUAGCGACAAUUCUUUGAGGAGGUGACUUUCGAUCACGUGCCAGGCAAGGAAAAAGAUCAAGUUCCACCGAUGUUCAUUUCGGAACAUCAACGUAAAACAAGCGUACAUGCAGAUUUUAUAAAAUAACCCAAUUAACCCAAUCCGCGAAAACCGCGGAAAGGAACUCUACAACAUGCAAAUGCAUUUUUCACCAACUUGCUGUCAAAAAUGUGAACGUCAAUCAGGGUGCAAAGAAAAUCUUUUUUACAGUUUGCAAUUCACACAAGCUGAAGUUAGCAUUUACCAGCCCAGACAUCAUUUCAACUAGCCCCAAAAGCUUUUUGAUGAGCAGAAUUUAUUUCACAGUUCUUCUGUUAUUCAAAUUCCUCAAAAAACAUCACUUGCCCGUCAGGCAAGUUAAGAACAGAAUUCACUAACCCAAUAGCAAAAUCCACUAGCCCUGGGCUAUCGGACACUUCUUUCUUUACACACUGGUCAAUGUAUUAAUAACGAUCUAUUGCCAGCAUAACUGGAUAUUCCUUAGGCAAAAAAAAAUUAUUAGUAUUCAUUAUUUGACCGGCCAGAAUCGGGGUUUGUCCAGGCUAAAAAAUGUUUGGCUGGUCAUCAUGACCGGCAGCCUGCUGUCCGUUAUCUUCAGCUCUGAGUAGUGCCUGAUAGCCUGGGGCUAGUGGAUUUUGCUGUUGGGCUUAUUGAAGGUUUUUUGGUAAUUCAAAUUAUGGAAGAACUGUAAUCAUUCCUGCUCAUCAAAAAAUUUUUUUGGCCAGUUGAAUCAACUUUUAGGCUAGUACAUGCUAGCUACAGCUUGCACAAAUGGCAAGCUGUAAAACUUACUUUCUUUGCACCCUGUAUGCAAUAUUUUGUUGCAAAUGGAUACUGAUUCAUUGAAAGACGGGAUCUAUUGGAUUAGAAUAUUGUUGUUACCUGUGCUUUUUUAGCCUGGUUUCCAUGUAGUUGUCUAGAUUGUAUUGGCUGCCAACAUUUAUGAGGGACAGUUGGGAUGAUCAAGACAUUUCAGACGAUUACAUCAAACCCAGCUUAUAAAUCAGUGCUGAAAAGUGGGAGGAUUUAGAAAAUUUUUGCCUUUUGCAGUAAUUUCUUAUUACAUAAAAACAUUGAUUCUGUACAGUUGAUUGCAAAAAAGAAUUAUGUAAUAUCAAAACUCCUAUUACUUUGUCUUUGUUCACUUUUCAGUCUGUUUCAAAGAUCUUAGUAAUUUUUGCAGAUUUCAGUGGUUUGAUACUCUUUUUGUAGUUUAUUGACAUACGACUCGCGGUGUUGGGAAACGUUGAUGCUGGGAAAAGUACCCUGCUGGGUGUCUUAACACAUGAUGAGUUAGACAAUGGCCGUGGACGAGCACGGUUGAACCUUUUUCGACACCUUCAUGAGAUUCAAAGUGGGAGAACGUCAAGUAUUAGUCAUGAAAUACUAGGAUUCAAUAGUAAAGGAGAGGUACAAUGAAAUACUGUAGUACUUAACUUUCCCAAACUCCUUGUAUGAGAAGGGGCCCAAUCAUUUGUCUGGACAAACUUUCAGGUUGCCAGGCAUUUUGACGGACUUGCAAGUAGGUGGCCAGAAAAAAAAUGCUUCAAGCCAUUGUGUCUCAAGAGGACAAGCAUCUAUUUUCAGUUCAUGUGUUUGCUCUUUAGGCUAACACAUUCAAGUUAUUAUAGUGUUAUUUUUAACAUUUUGAACUGGCAGAAGAGAGACAAGACCAAGCUAAAAUUUCUUUGGACAGUCAACAUGACUGGCAGCAGUCCCUAAUUUAUUUUAAUGGAGCCCUGGUUACAAAUCUUAAUUUCCGUAUUGAUUUUUACCUGAAUUUUUGAAAAAAGUAUUAAAUAAUGAGAAUUUUCACCCUUUUUGUAUUUACUUAGGUUAUAAACUACAGUGAAUCGCGCACUGCAGAAGACAUUUGUGAGCAGUCGUCCAAACUCAUUACAUUUAUAGACCUUGCUGGACAUCACAAAUAUUUAAGAACAACAAUAUAUGGUCUGACGGGUCAUUCCCCAGAUUUUGAGAAUUUACACCCUUUUUUGUAUUUACCUAGGUUAUAAACUACAGUGAAUCGCGCACUGCAGAAGACAUUUGUGAGCAGUCAUCCAAACUCAUUACAUUUAUAGACCUUGCUGGACAUCACAAAUAUUUAAGAACAACAAUAUUUGGUCUGACGGGUCAUUCCCCAGAUUUUGCUAUGCUGGUCAUUGCUGGAAACGCUGGUGUAGGUGCGUUUUAACCCAGCAUUUUGCUCAAAUAUAAGCUUACAGCAGAGUUACUGUUUAGUAUUGUACUUAACAUUUAUAGUGUGUGAAGUCACUUUGUUGCACAUUCCCGGUAGCUGGUGUCUCCCCCUGUCUUGAUGAAUAGUUGGUUGCAUGAUUUUGUCACAUGUAGAUUAUCACAUUUAUUCCUCUCCUAUGUCAGUCUGGUUCCCUGUCUGGAAAUCAUUCAUUUUUGGACAGGAACUGGUGACCCCAGUACUUCCAAAAAAGAAGUUUUACAAGUUCUGUUGCAAGCUUUAAUUUGUGCAGUUUUCUAAUAAUAAGAAAAUUAAAAAAUAUAUAUUUAAAUUCUUUUAAAUCUCCCAUAAAUUAUCAAUAAUCACAGAUGCAUAGAUACAUUUAAGUACAGUAUGUGUGCAAAAAAAAGUUUUUUUAAAAGUUAAUUUAACUUUUUGUCUUAAUUGAUAAUUUUAAAAUGAUUCUCUUACUACACUGUGCAAUCAACUAUUAUUAUGUUUCCUUGCAGUUAUUAAUAUUUUGCAAUGUUGAAAAUUAUGUUUAGUUGGAACUACAAAAGAACAUCUGGGUUUAGCCAUGGCGCUCAAGGUUCCUACCUUAGUGAUCGUAAACAAAACUGACAUCUGUUUACCAACAAUGGUGGGACACACCCUAAAAGUUCUUGAUCGACUUUUAAAAUCUCCUGGCUGUAAAAAAGUACCCGUUGUUGUUGAAACUGAAGAUGAUGUUAUAGUUGCUGCAACAAACUUCAUUUCAAAUCAGUAAGUUACUUUACUUAACCGCUGUAUAAUUCCAGGAACAUUUACCUAUUUAAUCAUUAGCAAGUGGUCCCUGAUGUUGUGCUACGCAUAUAAAUUAUAAAAAUGUUCCACCAGAAAAUUUUGAAAUUUUGAAGCAGUGAUGAGCUAUAACACUUGAGUUUUCAACCAAAAUACAGUACAUUUCAGUUUUUCACUAUGAUACCCAAUGUAGCUUGGUUGUUGUUGCAGAAAGUAUUGUUGGUAAGCCGUUGUGCUUAGCAGUAGUAUUUGUUCAUUCCCUUCUCAAUACUCUUGUACAUUGGUUAUUCAAUUAUUGCACCAUACAUAACCCCAAAAGUGCUAUGACCUUAUAUUGCCUGUGAAAAAGGUUGUACUACAAGUAAUAAGUCAAUGUAUAUAUUCUUUUCUUUAGGGUGACACCAGUUUUUACGGUCUCUUGUGUAACUGGCGAGAAUCUUAAUCUCAUAAAAAAGUUUCUGAAUCUUGUACCUCCAGCGCGAUCAGCCAUGGAUCAGGAGAAACUUGCACAGGAAUUAACAGAGUAUCAGGUGAGUUUCUCUCUAAUCGUUUUGUAAACAAAAAAAACUUUACUUGCAAUCUUCAAGGGUACAUGUAGAUGUCAUUUGACAAGGCAAAAAUAUUUAAUCUGUCUAUUAAAGGUGCAAACUUGUUUGUGUUCUGCUUUCACUUACAUUUGGCAUAUCAAAUCCACAUGAAGGGCUAUUUUUUGGCAGUAGAGCCAGCCCUUAAGAAAUAUUUUUGCAAGCAACAAAGCCACCAGGAAAACAGUCAGUAUAAAAAGGGGAUUGCGGACUGGGUAUAAAACAUGGACUAGGUAUAAAAUGAGGACUAGAAACUAUGGACUGAUUAUAAAACAAUAUGAAAUGUGGACUGUGUAUAUAAGAACAUCUUUAGAAAGGUAAAACUGAGAGAAGCGGAUAGUUGACUAGCAUAAAACAGUAGUCCCAGCUCCUUGCCUCGCACACAAACAUUCCUUUGGUUGGUCGCGUAGUCUACUGUCCCCAACGUCAGCGUUGUGUGGAGAAGGAAAGCAUACUGCAAGGGCAAGGAAGGUUAUGCCGCUGCUCAAGGCAACUGAAAACGAAACUCUGAAUUUUAUAAAAAGAAGGAGUUAGAGGAAAAUUCAAUUGAAUUUUAUAGUUUUAAGCCAAUAGAAGAUGUGAGAUUGAGACGCACCAAAUAAAAAAUGGUAUUAAUUGGUGUCAGUGAGAGUAAAAUUCUGCCACAAUUCCAUUUCAAAGCCUAGGGGAUAUGAGGAAAUGAAGAACCCAGAUGAGAAGGUCAACAAUAUAGGGGCAUUAUGCAAUGCAAGAAAGCUGUAUUUAGGGGGAAGGGGUUACUCACCUAUACGUGAAUAAUAACUGAAAUAUAUCAUCCAACGUUAUAUUCUAAGCCAUGAUGAUAUGAUUUACACCUAUGUUAACAUGUACAUCGCCUCUCAGUGACCCCUGUCAUGGGUGUUAGAGACCAAGACCAGGUCUAAAAGUGGCUGUAGAGAAAGCAUUUUGGUCAGGCUCAGGAUUUGGAGAACUGGGCGGCACACAUCCACCAAAAUUUCUAGGAGUAUUUAUAACUUAAACUCAAGUGUUGUGCUAUUUAGCGAUCUUUUGAUCUUAUUUUACCUUAACUAGAACCAACUAGCACAGUUUUUACAAACAUAGUCAGCAGUCUGCAUUUUAUACACAGUCUGCAGUCCGUAUUAUUUUUAUACUGAGCAACAAGGAAAAAUUCCUACCUGACACAUCCCCAUUGUUUAAUUGCAUUCUAUUUUAUUUAACAUUUCCCUCAUUUUGUUUUUUUUUUCCCUUUUUGACCAAAGUAAUGCCCCUGAGACUUUGGCACUAAUCGGUUUUACAUGGUAGAGCUUUGUUUAUGCAAGACCACAAGUUCUGUUGAUUAGGCAGACUUUUUCCAUGAUAGUUUGUUGGGUCCACAGAGAACACAAGCUGCCCAUUCCCCAUCUCCUCCCCUGUCAAUGAAAGACUUACAGUAAGGGAGCACAGAGAUUAGUUUGACGUUUGUAAUACCGGGUAUGUUGUGUUUGUUACUAGGUGGACAAAAUAUUCAAUGUUCCUGGUACUGGACCUGUAGUUGGUGGAACUUUAGAAAGGUGAAAACAGACAAGGCAGCCUGUCCUACUGCUGUAAUAGCCUAAUGUUGUUUUUCCAACAAACAACAGUGCUUUUUUUACCUCUGUACCUGAGUCCCUGAAGCAUAAAAAUCCCCAAAGAUGCAAAAUAAUUCAUGGCAUGCGUCCGGUAGGAUGCAAAGAACAAUAGGUUUAUUCGUAGAUUUUUUGGUAGAAUAUCCUAUUUGUGUGAUUUAACUGUUUGGUUACACACACUGUAAAGGCCCAAGUAUUUUCAAUUUUUUGAACUGGGACUCAUUGGUUAUGGAUAGGGACUCAGGAUUUUUCACAAGAUGAGUCCCAGGACUCACCAUACAACUGGAACUAUUUGUAACAAAAUCACUUCAAAUAAACUGGAGUACUCUAAAAAAAUACUUGUCUAAUUAUUAGGCUUACUUUUCUUGGAGUGGUAAAGAAAAAUCAAACAAUACAUAGCUGUUAGCAGGAAAUCGAUCACCCAAAGAUUGGACUUGUUUUGUCUUGAGAAUCAGUUUUACAGAAACCCAACUGUUUUGCUAACUCUUCCACCUCUUUGGGAAAAAUAAUAGAGACUUGGACUAAAAAAUACAGCAAACUAUCACAGGAUUUUGAUUGAAAGUCUUCUAGUAGCAAUUCAUAGAGCAGGAAUUUAAAUGGGGCUAAAUAUCAUUCAGGCAAAGUUAAACUUGAUCGAGUUGGCCAGCGGUCUUCUUCCACACCAGGCCAUAACCUACAAGGUGGCCCUUGGGGAAUUGCAGGGCUCCUCCUGUGUUCUUUUGUUAGAGAUGAAUUGAACUGUUAAUAGUAAUCACAGUUUUGUUAGUUAUUGAUAUUGAAUAAGACUUUGUAAAAUAUGUACAGUAACAAAGUUGCACUAUUUUAAGUCCAGUCUGAUUGUCUUCUUGUCAGGGGUGUGUUGCGUGAAGGUGAUCAACUUCUCCUGGGUCCAUUGCAGGACGGUUCCUUCCAUCCAGUUACUGUGACAUCCGUGAAGAGGAACCGUGCUGCCUGCCGUGUGGUGCGUGCAGGCCAGGCUGCUACUGUGGCAAUCAGUGGAAUGGAUAGGAACUUGCUGAGACGAGUAAGUUUAAUGAGUGAACUUCUAGGCUUUCUGUAAGAAAAUCUGUCUAUUAAAGGUGCAAACUUGUUUGUGUUCUGCUUUCACUUACAUUUGGCAUAUCAAAUCCACAUGAAGGGCUAUUUUUUGGCAGUAGAGCCAGCCCUUAAGAAAUAUUUUUGCACGCAACAAAGCCACCAGGAAAACAGUCAGUAUAAAACGUGGACUGCAGGCUGGGUAUAAAACAUGGACUAGGUAUAAAAUGAGGAUUAGAAACUAUGGACUGAGUAUAAAACAAUAUAAAACGCGGACUGUGUAUAUAAGAACAUCUUUAAAAAGGUAAAACUGAGAGAAGCGGAUAGCGGACUAGCAUAAAACAGUAGUCCCAGCUCCUUGCCUCUCACACAAACAUUCCUUUGGCUGGUCACGUAGUCUACUGUCCCCAACGUCAGCGUCGUGUGGAGAAGGAAAGCAUACUGCAAGGGCAAGGAAGGUUAUGCCGCUGCUCAAGGCAACUGAAAAUGAAACUCUGAAUUUUAUAAAAAGAAGAAGUUACAGGAAAAUUCAAUUGAAUUUUAUAGUUUUAAGCCAAUAGAAGAUGUGAGAUUGAGACGCACCAAAUAAAAAAUAGUAUUAAUUGGUGUCAGUGAGAGUAAAAUUCUGCCACAAUUCCAUUUCAAAGCCUAGGGGAUAUGAGGAAAUGAAGAACCCAGACAAGAAGUUCAACAAUAUAGGGGCAUUAUGCGAUGCAAAAAAGCUGUAUUUAGGGGGAAGGGGUUACUCACCUAUACGUGAAUAAUAACUGAAAUAUAUCAUCCAACGUUAUAUUCUAAGCGAUGAUGAUAUGAUUUACACCUAUGUUAACAUGUACAUCGCCUCUCAGUGACCCCUGUCAUGGAUGUUAGAGACCAAGACCAGGUCUAAAAGUGGGUGUGGAAAAAGCAUUUUGGUCAGGCUCAGGAUUUGGAGAACUGGGCGGCACACAUCCACCAAAAUUUCUAGGAGUAUUUAUAACUUAAACUCAAGUGUUGUGCUAUUUAGCGAUCUUUUGAUCUUAUUUUACCUUAACUAGAACCAACUAGCACAGUUUUUACAAACAUAGUCAGCAGUCUGCAUUUUAUACACAGUCUGCAGUCCGUAUUAUUUUUAUACUGAGCAACAAGGAAAAAUUCCUACCUGACACAUCCCCAUUGUUUAAUUGCAUUCUAUUUUAUUUAACAUUUCCCUCAUUUUGUUUUUUUUUUCCCUUUUUGACCAAAGUAAUGCCCCUGAGACUUUGGCACUAAUCGGUUUUACAUGGUAGAGCUUUGUUUAUGCAAGACCACAAGUUCUGUUGAUUAGGCAGACUUUUUCCAUGAUAGUUUGUUGGGUCCACAGAGAACACAAGCUGCCCAUUCCCCAUCUCCUCCCCUGUCAAUGAAAGACUUACAGUAAGGGAGCACAGAGAUUAGUUUGACGUUUGUAAUACCGGGUAUGUUGUGUUUGUUACUAGGUGGACAAAAUAUUCAAUGUUCCUGGUACUGGACCUGUAGUUGGUGGAACUUUAGAAAGGUGAAAACAGACAAGGCAGCCUGUCCUACUGCUGUAAUAGCCUAAUGUUGUUUUUCCAACAAACAACAGUGCUUUUUUUACCUCUGUACCUGAGUCCCUGAAGCAUAAAAAUCCCCAAAGAUGCAAAAUAAUUCAUGGCAUGCGUCCGGUAGGAUGCAAAGAACAAUAGGUUUAUUCGUAGAUUUUUUGGUAGAAUAUCCUAUUUGUGUGAUUUAACUGUUUGGUUACACACACUGUAAAGGCCCAAGUAUUUUCAAUUUUUUGAACUGGGACUCAUUGGUUAUGGAUAGGGACUCAGGAUUUUUCACAAGAUGAGUCCCAGGACUCACCAUACAACUGGAACUAUUUGUAACAAAAUCACUUCAAAUAAACUGGAGUACUCUAAAAAAAUACUUGUCUAAUUAUUAGGCUUACUUUUCUUGGAGUGGUAAAGAAAAAUCAAACAAUACAUAGCUGUUAGCAGGAAAUCGAUCACCCAAAGAUUGGACUUGUUUUGUCUUGAGAAUCAGUUUUACAGAAACCCAACUGUUUUGCUAACUCUUCCACCUCUUUGGGAAAAAUAAUAGAGACUUGGACUAAAAAAUACAGCAAACUAUCACAGGAUUUUGAUUGAAAGUCUUCUAGUAGCAAUUCAUAGAGCAGGAAUUUAAAUGGGGCUAAAUAUCAUUCAGGCAAAGUUAAACUUGAUCGAGUUGGCCAGCGGUCUUCUUCCACACCAGGCCAUAACCUACAAGGUGGCCCUUGGGGAAUUGCAGGGCUCCUCCUGUGUUCUUUUGUUAGAGAUGAAUUGAACUGUUAAUAGUAAUCACAGUUUUGUUAGUUAUUGAUAUUGAAUAAGACUUUGUAAAAUAUGUACAGUAACAAAGUUGCACUAUUUUAAGUCCAGUCUGAUUGUCUUCUUGUCAGGGGUGUGUUGCGUGAAGGUGAUCAACUUCUCCUGGGUCCAUUGCAGGACGGUUCCUUCCAUCCAGUUACUGUGACAUCCGUGAAGAGGAACCGUGCUGCCUGCCGUGUGGUGCGUGCAGGCCAGGCUGCUACUGUGGCAAUCAGUGGAAUGGAUAGGAACUUGCUGAGACGAGUAAGUUUAAUGAGUGAACUUCUAGGCUUUCUGUAAGAACCUGGCAUUUGCAGGGCUCAAAAAGUGUCUUGUUGUGUCGUCUGGGACAAGUAGAUUUUCUUUCAUCCUCCAACUAAAUCAUUAGCUAAGGCAAGCAAGUAGUUGCCCCGGUUAAACAAAACGUGAGAAGUGCUUGCCCAAAGGUCAGACUUGAAUUGAAGUUUUCUCUGAGCACUGAUUUGAGGGGCUGCAGUCAUAAAGGGGCAUUUCAAAUUUUAGGCCAUUCUUUGGUUACCCAAAAAAAAAUACUUGAGAUUUUUGGUAAGUGAAUGCAAGUGACAAGACCUUCUCAGAACGCUAUUUGCUGCCUCUUUUGCCCUAAAAAUCGCCUUGUGUAGCAUGUCUGUGAUUCUGUGUACAAUAAUAGUACUAUUGUCUUGCAAAAUUCAAUUAUUAUAUAUUUUUUUUUCGGCAAUAACUAUUUUAAUUUACUAUAAUUGUUUUGUUAUGUUGGCUUUCGAUGACGUGGAUUUGUUUGUAUUUAUUACAGGGCAUGGUUCUCGCAGACCCUGUUCAGAAGCCACGCCCAUGCUAUGGAUUUUGGGCCGAGGUGUUUCUACUAUUUCACACCACUUCGAUAAGCAAACGUUUUCAAGCCACUGUCUAUAUUGGAAACGUUAUUCAAACAGCAGUCAUUGAGGAGAUGAACAGGGUAUAGUAUAUACACAUAAUCCCGAUCUCGCCUACAUAACAGGCGUUCUUUUUUCGCGUUUUUUGGGCGAGCGAGGAGCACCAAAAAUAACGCUUCUUUCCCGUCUCGCGCUUGCCUUACACUGCAGCUCGCUUGAAAAAGCAGACAAUAAUGCCUGUUACGCAGGCCGAUCCCGAUCGGUGGGUCAAGAAGUUAAAGUAAAACAUUGGAAAGAACUCAGUGUAACUCAAGCAGGGUAUUGUGGUAAGAAAUUACGCUAAGUAGCUUUUAUUUGAAUAAUCAUACCGUACGAUUUCAUAAAAACUUAAUAGCGAUACUCUUGCUGACGUUUCCUAUUGAUAUUUAUGUACAAAUCAGAAGCCCAUUAGUUCUUGUGUCGCUCGUUACAAAUUUUAAUGACAAAAGCAAUGUUUGUAAACAGUGAUGUCUCCGAUCAGCACGACCAAUGGAAAAUGCUGCUCAUUAGCCUUUUUUAGCCUGCGAUCGAAUCGAGCGGAAAAAAAACACGCGAGCGAGCGGCGAAGCCGGGGGGGUAAGCUGUUUUUGUCCCAUCCCUGCCACUCGCGUCUCCUUUCGCGUGCAGCUCUCGCGUAACUCCUCGCGACUCCCCCAAAUGGAGAGCUUACUCGCAGGCUAGCCUUUUUUUCAUAGUCACUCUAAGGAUUUUAUUCAAAGGCUCGGUAGUUAGAAUCAAUUGCACAGCGUGAUAAACAGCAGCAAAGAAAAGUACUGCUCAGGAACUUUGUAAUGCCGGGUUACAUCUCAUGAUUUGAUCCAUAAUCCAUUCCAUAAACUAUCAGAGGAUUUGGCACAAGCUUUCGGCGCAACGAUAUCUGGGAUUGUUCGGUUGGAGGAGCAUUAGUUAUGAACGGUUGAUGGUUGCCUUGAAUACCAUCCAUCAAUCAUAACUAGCGCUUGUCCUCCCAAACUAUCCUAGAAAUCUUUGGGUAAGCUUGUAUCCAUUCUCCCUCGAGUUUUUGAAGUAGGGAUUGAUCAACACUUAUUUCCAUAAGCUAAACUGACGUUGACAGAUUUAUGAUUCGUACACAAAGUAAGGGUUAGGGUAAGGUUAGGGUUAGGAUUAGGGUUGUUGCUAUAUAUAUUCAAAUCAAACCAUUCAUUGUCAGCAAAUCCUCGGUGGUGUAGGGGUUAAAGUGAUGCACUGCAGAGCCGAAGCUCCGAGAUCGAAUCCUACUCGUGCCGUCUUGAAUUUAUUUUUCCUUAAAAAUUGAAGAGACUUAGACUUUUAUGAACAGAAAUUUCGAGAGUCAGAGAAUUUCAUGUAAGAAAAGUCAAAUUUCUUGUGAGAGCCACUGAGAGGAAAAUGUCAGUUUGGCGGAUGGAAACGAGUGACGACCGUAGGGAAUAGGCUCCUAGUGCCACAGGAUACCCAGUCAUUAAACUGCUUAUUGUUACGUUUCUGUUUUACUAGGACUCUCUGAGGACUGGUCAACGAGCAAAGGUUCGUUUCAAGUUCAUGAAGCAGCCGGAGUACAUUCGUGAAGGAGCGAGGGUCUUCUUCAGAGAAGGCCACACUAAGGGCGUUGGACAAGUGCAAAGUGUGAUUUACCAUAACGCAGUCCCUGGUAGAUAG
Messenger RNA from Porites evermanni, 16581 nucleotides. Lineage: Eukaryota; Metazoa; Cnidaria; Anthozoa; Scleractinia; Poritidae. The record is from the annotation of a GenBank genome assembly.